UAGAAGGAAAAACAGCCUGUAAAGCCAAGCACUAGCAUAUAGUUGUUUUCAGAGGAAGAAAAGAGAGAGAGAGAGAGAGAGAAACAUGAUGGGUAUGUUCAAUUGAAACUGAACAAACAGAGACAACAAGAAGAAAGCAGAGAAAAGCCAAAUGCAAAAGCCUUGGUUUUUCAUAGCUCAGUGACUGACUCUACAAGGACACUUUCAAGAAUGGCGUGCUGAUGCCCAUCUGGUCUUCUACCCAACCUUGUGGUGAUUGAUGUGGAAUCCACCCACCAUUUUUGUUAAUAGAUGUCAUAAUUGUUUCUUUUCUGUUGGGUUUUUCAUCUUAAUUUACAAUGGUAAAUUUUUUUUUUUUCCCUCUAUGUAUACCAUUUUUCACUUUUAGGACAUAGGAUUCUUUGACAAGUACUUCCACAAAGGUUUGAGGUAUGUGAUUACUUUAACUCAUUGUGAUAGAUCCCAGCAUAUCUCAGUUUUGAUUGGUGUUUCUCUACCUAAGAGACAACAGCAGACAAGUCUUUUCCAUAUGGAACAGAUGAAAAUUUUCUUUUUCUCCAAACAGGUACGGUCUUUCUAUGUAGUAUUUUUCAAAGUAAUUUUUUAUUUUUAAAAAUAAAUUUUAUCCUAUACUGUAAUUGUUUUUCAUACUAAAAAGUAAAAACAGGUCUAAUAACUUUUCAGUAGAAGAUAGUUUUCUGAAAUUUUGUUUUGAAAGUAAGAUAUUUUCUAAGAAUGUGUUUUAAUUACUUUCCAUCUUUUUCACUUUUUUUUUUUAAUGCGUAAGGGGUAUUUUUAAAAAUAAUUAUACAAAUAUUAAGAGUAAUUGAAAAUGAAAUAUUAUGAAUAAAAAUUCUUUAAAAAAAAUAUUUGAAAACUCAAAAAAUUAAAUUAACAACAUUUCAAGUUUUUAAAUAAAUUUUUGUUUUAUAAAAUGUGAAAAAACUAUUUUUUGAAAUUGUUUUUAUUACAUGUUGCAUUUAAAACAUUGUCAAACAUUGUCAAACAUUGUAUGAAGUUUUGUCUAUAAGACAUUUUUUUUAUUAAUUUUUGUAAAAAAUAUCAAGUAUUCAAACUUUCGAUAAAAAAAAACCAAUUACGAUUUAGGUAAUUUUACUAGAUUUAUUUACUAUGCUCAACUUUUUCAUUAUAAUCCCUUAAUCUUUUAAAUAUUACCUUUUUUUAUAAACCAUUUAAGGGUAUGCUUGAUUCAAUAUAUUUUUUUAUUUGAUUUUAUUAUAAAUAAAAAAAAUAUAAAUGAAAUUAGAAUAAUAUAUAAAAAUAAUUUACUGUCUUUAAAAAAAAAUUCUUUUUUUUUUUUCUGCCCAAAAACAUAAUUUAGUAAAAGUUUUAGAAAGGGUUGCAAAUUGAGAAGGGUCAUUCUGUAAAGUAACGAAAAGGGGUUGGAGUGGCAUGUGGAGGAAUCAGUACCCAAAAAUUUAAAAAUAAAAAGAUAAAAAAAUAAAAAAUAAAAGUAGUAGAUCCAUAUGCGGGGCAAGUGGCGUAGUUGCAUGGCCCAUUCCCAAUAUAUUUGUCUCUUUCGCUUUGGACUCGAAUCUACGCACGCUCUCCAUUCACCCCACGCUCCUUUCCGGUUUCCGCCUCUAUUAAAUAAGAUGCUCCUCUUGGAAUAUUUUUUUCCAUUUUCUUUUUUUCUUUUUUUAUUCCCCUUUAAAAAAAUGGUGUGAUGUCAGCAAGUGUAUCCACGUCAUUUAAUUUUUUAAAAAUUUUAGUUUAAGUAGAUUGGAAUAUUUCCUUCAUUUUUUUUUACCUUGAAAUAUCUUUUACAAAAAUAUUUUGAAGUUUUAAUAGAAAAAUUAUAUGUAAUUAAGAUAGUAUGAUUAAUUUUUUUAAAUAAAAAAUCAACAAAAAGACUAAGACACGUGUGGAUGACAUCUUGUGAAUAACAUUCAAGGAAAUAAAUGGAGAAAAAAGAGAAGAAAAUCGUUUUUUUUCUUUCCUUUUUAACUUUAUUUUAUACUGAAAUUAAUAAUAAAAGUUUUAAAUUGUUAAUAAAUUAUUUAUGGGAAAAAUGUAAAGUAAAUAAAUUAUUUAGAUAUGAUUUUUUUUUAUAAAGAUUAAAUAAUAUAAUAUAUAUAAUUUUUUAACUUGAUUAUAAUUAGAUUUAAUUUUUUUAUUGAAACACCAAAGAUAAGGAAGAAAUGGAAUUCAAAUAGAAUUAAAUGUAUUUAUAAAUUAAACAAAUAUUAAAAGAAUAAAAAUAAUAAUAUUUUUAUAUAAAUAUAAUGAUUCAAUUAAAAUAUACUAUUUUUUAAAAUUGAUUAAAAAUUAAAGUAUAAAAAAGUUUUUAUUAACUAAAUUUUGAAAUAAGAUAAGUCUUUUAAAAAAAAAAUUCAAAAACCCUUUUUCUUUUAUUUAGGGUAAAAUCUUAAAAAAAAUCAUAUUGAAUUUCAAUCAUUGAAAAUUAAUUAAUUUAAUGAUUGAAAAAAUGGAAAAAAUGUAAAAUAUUAAUUUAAGUUUGAUGGACCAAAUGGAGGGUGGCUACCACGUCCUAUGAACCUUCCUUUAGUAAAUGGAAUUUUUGGUCUCAUCCUUGUCUUUUACAAGGAUGACGUGGAGAAAACUGAUUGGUGGUGGAGCAAAAAGCCCAAAGUUGCGGACCUCACAUGAUGAUCCCCUCGUGUGGACCGAAUCGCUGCGUUGUAUCGCAGAAGGGACGAGGACAAGCCGAACACGAAUCUCCACGACCAAAAGGCAUAAAUCAACGGUGAUUAGAUCGCAUCAUAUAAUAUAUGCAUCAACACAGAAACAUUCCCCAAAUGCCUCUCUCUUUCUCUCUCUAGUUUCUCUGUCUAUGAAUAUUCAGCAAACUUAACUCUUUAUCUUCCUUUUCCAUCCUCUCCUCCGUCGCUCUCUCUGGUUGCUCCAUCCUCUGUUUGGAGGACCUUGACCCACCUCCGCAGGCCCAGCUCAGGUGGCGUUGCCCAGAUCUUUGAUUUGUGGAGGAUGAUGAAGGGUUGUGCCAUGGAGCAGAGCAGUACGUACGCGGCCUGUGAGGAGAUGAUCAUGAUGAUGGGUUCCGUCUCCGUCGUUUGCCCCAAGCCUCGUCGCCUUGGCCUCUUCAACAACGACCACAUCCCACCCCGGAGAUGGCACAUGCAUCAUGAUGAUUCCAAGGAUGGGUCGGAGCUUCUUGACAUCAUUCUCGCCAAGGUAUUGUUCUGUUCCACUUCUCUUUUGUGGGUUCCGUUCAACGAUGAUGUCUCUAUUCUCACUACGAUUCUUCUUCUCAUUACAGGGAUCCGAAAGAUCGGGCCACCAGGUGGCUUCAUCUCCACCAUAUUUUUGUGGGUCACCGCCGAGCAGAGCUUCGAAUCCCGUAAUCCAAGACGCCCAAUUCGGGAACGAAAAGGUCACACCCUUCUCUCGGGCGCCGUCACCAGCCCGCAAACCCGCUGGAGGAGGAGGGGGAGGAGGAGGAGGUGGGGCCGGUGGUGUGAGAAUGAUGAAAUUCGGAUCCAAGCCGGCGGCGGUGAGGAUUGAAGGGUUCGACUGCCUGGGCAGAGAUGGGCAAAGCCGCAGCAUAUCAGCCGUGGCAUAGGCCCCCCUGAAACCAAAGUUUUGGAAAAUGCAGAGGAACUAAUGGUAGAAAUUAUGUGUAUGUAUAUACAGUUGAAUUGAAUUGGUUUUGAAGACAUAUAUAUAUAAUAUAAAUAUUUAUAUAUAUAUUUGUGGAAUAUUGAGUUGAUGAAAGAGAGAGAGGAGUGUUAAUUUUGAAGAAUAAGGAGAUAGGGAGGAAAGGGAGAGACUAAGAGGUCUUUCCCUUACUAGGGUUUUGAUUGGAGUCUGGUGGAGAGAGAAAGAGCCUGCCCUCUGUCUCUUUCUCUGUCUUUGUUGUGUGUGUCUGUAAUUUUACUCACUCUGGUCCUUCAUUGUAAUUGUAAUUUGAGGUGAAGGGGGAAGGAGAAUGGAGAUGAAGCUGGGUCUUCUUGUAAUUUUGCUACUUUAUUCCGGGGUCUUUUGGACCUUAAAUAAUUCUGUAAAGAAGCACGUGCUGUGCCUAUUGUAAAUAUUUUAUAUAUUUAUUUUAUUUUGGUGGGUGUUAGGUUAUUA
Molecule: messenger RNA, 4074 nt
Organism: Vitis vinifera (wine grape)
Lineage: Eukaryota; Viridiplantae; Streptophyta; Magnoliopsida; Vitales; Vitaceae
Exons: 3
Coding region: 2968-3504 (178 amino acids)
Source: RefSeq, a predicted model, not a curated record